Messenger RNA from Knipowitschia caucasica, 1992 nucleotides. The record is from the annotation of a GenBank genome assembly. Lineage: Eukaryota; Metazoa; Chordata; Actinopteri; Gobiiformes; Gobiidae.
AUGAGAAGAGGAGUUUAUCAUCUGCAGCCAGAACAGAACAGAACAGAAUCAUUGUCUCAGAACAUGUCACGCACCUCAGCCGACGUCGUGCCGCUCUGCGCUCCAGUACAGAGUCAAGUCCAUUCAUUCUGCUCUAGAGACAACCACUAUUCUGAAAAAAGCCUACUUGCUCGAUUCUACAUAUCUGAUCUUACAACACUAGUGAUAAAUUCAGAAUUCAAAAGGAUCACCACCGUCCCAUUGCAGUGCAAGUUCCUGUACAGACUGGAUCUCUACUCCGCUAAGCUGAGUGAGCUGUUUCUAAAGAGAGGGGGGCAGUUGGGCCAAAAGCUCAAAAGUCUCAUGGCACCAGUGACCGAUGGUGUCAGUGUGCAUGUGAGGCGAGAGUGCAUCCUAAAGGGACUCUGUGCGUAUAUGGGCGAAGACCACGAACAGCUGGUUCGGGAAUAUAUGACCUACACUCCUCAUUCAGACCUCAUUCAGACCUACACUCCUCAUUCAGACCUCAUUCAGACCUACACUCCUCAUUCAGACCUCAUUCAGACCUACACUCCUCAUUCAGACCUACACUCCUCAUUCAGACCUACACUCCUCAUUCAGACCUCAUUAGACCUACACUCCUCAUUCAGACCUCAUUCAGACCUCACUCCUCAUUCAGACCUCAUUCAGACCUACACUCCUCAUUCAGACCUCAUUCAGACCUACACUCCUCAUUCAGACCUCAUUCAGACCUACACUCCUCAUUCAGACCUCAUUCAGACCUACACUCCUCAUUCAGACCUCAUUCAGACCUACACUCCUCAUUCAGACCUCAUUCAGACCUACACUACACUCAGACUCAUUCAGACCUCAUUCAUUCAGACCUCACUCCUCAUUCAGACCUCAUUCAGACCUACACUCCUCAUUCAGACCUCAUUCAGACCUACACUCCUCAUUCAGACCUACACUCCUCAUUCAGACCUCAUUCAGACCUACACUCCUCAUUCAGACCUCAUUCAGACCUACACUCCUCAUUCAGACCUACACUCCUCAUUCAGACCUCAUUCAGACCUACACUCCUCAUUCAGACCUCAUUCAGACCUCAUUCAGACCUACACUCCUCAUUCAGACCUCAUUCAGACCUACACUCCUCAUUCAGACCUCAUUCAGACCUACACUCCUCAUUCAGACCUACACUCCUCAUUCAGACCUCAUUCAGACCUACACUCCUCAUUCAGACCUCAUUCAGACCUACACUCCUCAUUCAGACCUACACUCCUCAUUCAGACCUCAUUCAGACCUACACUCCUCAUUCAGACCUCAUUCAGACCUACACUCCUCAUUCAGACCUACACUCCUCAUUCAGACCUACACUCCUCAUUCAGACCUACACUCCUCAUUCAGACCUCAUUUAGACCUACACUCCUCAUUCAGACCUCAUUCAGACCUACACUCCUCAUUCAGACCUACACUCCUCAUUCAGACCUACACUCCUCAUUCAGACCUCAUUCAGACCUCAUUCAGACCUACACUCCUCAUUCAGACCUACACUCCUCAUUCAGACCUCAUUUAGACCUACACUCCUCAUUUAGACCUACACUCUCAUUCAGACCUACACUCCUCAUUCAGACCUACACUCCUCAUUCAGACCUACACUCCUCAUUCAGACCUACACUCCUCAUUCAGACCUCAUUCAGACCUACACUCCUCAUUCAGACCUCAUUUAGACCUACACUCCUCAUUCAGACCUCAUUCAGACCUACACUCCUCAUUCAGACCUACACUCCUCAUUCAGACCUACACUCCUCAUUCAGACCUCAUUUAGACCUACACUCCUCAUUCAGACCUCAUUCAGACCUACACUCCUCAUUCAGACCUCAUUCAGACCUACACUCCUCAUUCAGACCUCAUUCAGACCUACACUCCUCAUUCAGACCUACACUCCUCAUUCAGACCUCAUUCAGACCUACACUCCUCAUUCAGACCUACACUCCUCAUUCAGACCUCAUUUAG